This is a messenger RNA of Zonotrichia albicollis (white-throated sparrow), 1479 nucleotides long. Lineage: Eukaryota; Metazoa; Chordata; Aves; Passeriformes; Passerellidae. The record is from RefSeq and is a predicted model, not a curated record.
GGCCGGAGGGGCGGGGCUCGGACGCGGAAGCGGCGGGAGCGGCUGUGACACGUGGGACCGCGCCGGGCCAUGCAGCGGCCCGGGCUGUUCGGGCGGCUCAGAGCCGCGGUCGUCGGGAUGGUGCACGUGGGAGCGCUUCCAGGGACACCAAGAAGUUCUCUUCCACUGACCCAGAUCAUUGAUCAAGCUUGUCAAGAGGCAGAAGUUUACAAGGAUGCUGGAAUUGAUGGGUUGAUCCUGGAGAACAUGCACGACGUGCCGUACACGGUGAGCCCGGGCCCAGAGGUCACCGCAGCCAUGGCCGUGAUCGGUGCUGCUGUGAGACAGAGCUGUCCCCACGUCCCUCUGGGUGUGCAGGUGCUCUGUGCUGCCAACCAGCAGGCAAUAGCCAUUGCUCUGGCUGCAGGUCUUGAUUUUAUCCGGGCUGAAGGGUUUGUGUUUUCUCACGUGGCUGAUGAAGGGAUUAUCAAUGCCUGUGCAGGUGACCUGCUACGAUACAGAAAACACAUUGGAGCAGACAACAUUCAGAUUUUUGCUGAUAUUAAAAAGAAGCAUAGCAUGCUGUGAAGAUUCCUGUGCUGGUUGGGUCUGGAGUGACUCUGGAGAAUGUGAGGAAUUACUUGGAUGCAGAUGCUCUAAUAAUUGGUUCAUAUUUCAAGAAAGGAGGAUAUUGGGCAAAUGCUGUUGAUCCUGACAGAGUCAAGAAGUUCAUGGAACACAUGAGUAAACUGAGGGAAUGAGUUUGUCAGCAAACACUGUUUGUUUGUGUGUGUUUGUAGAAAUGCAGUGUGGUAAGUCCUACAGAAUUAAAGCACAAAUGUGUGGCCGAAUGGCAAAUAAUACCAAAUAAAAAUGCACAUCAUCUCCAUGACUAGCUGGAAGCUUGGUGACAUACUGCACAAUAACCUGCUGCCCUGAUGUUUGCUUCUAGGCAGCACAUUGCUGUGGUGCUCAAAGCCAACUCUGAAAUCUUGUGUGAGAUAUUCUCUCCUGUAAGGUAAACGCUUACGGAGUUUAAGAAUUUUUAGAAAAUGUUCAUCACAGGUGAGCUGAGUUCUGUUUUGCCUUUAAGUACAGUAGGAUGCCCUAAGUUUACAGCUAAAAGUGUUGUAAAUUGGACAAGUUAAUUAGCCUUUCAGUUUCCCCAUCUGUAAAAUGAUGAUAAUAGCACCUACAUCACACAGGGGCCAUAAGACAUAAUGAAGGAAAGAAUGUACAGCACUUUCAUCUCUCUAAAUGAAGGGCUCUUUUAAAGUUCAAGAUCAUUAUUUUUUCAUUAGAAUUGUGCAUUUAUACAAUUGCUACAUUUUUGUAAUACCACACAAAAAUUUAAGAUAAUUGGAGUAUUGAUUUACUUACAAUACUUAUUAGAGAAUAAAUGUAAAUAUUUAAUUACAUUUAAAUAGAUUUGGAAGGUAGUCAAAAUGCUUUUGCAAAAACUGGAAAUUUUAAUAAAGGUUUAUUAUUUUUCAGCAAGCA